GGGCUAAGCGCGGCUUCCGGCGGAAACCUGGAAUCGAGCCGAAAAUGAAGUUCCUAAGUUGCUGUAGUGCCGCUCCUCAUUCUUGUGUCCCGGGUCCAAAUUUAGGUUUUCAUGCUCAACUCUAACAAGGUCCUGAGACCCCACGCUACCUUCCACAUUCCAGUUUCGGCAGCAAGUUACUGCAGAACCUGAAGCCAGGGAAGGAACUUGUUUCCGGCCUCACCUCCCACACUCUCCUGCCCUUCCCCGGGCCGCGUCUGCCUCCCUGACCAUGGCCCAGAAGCCGAAGGUAGACCCCCACGUCGGGCGCCUGGGAUACCUGCAGGCACUGGUCACGGAAUUCCAGGAGACGGAGAGCCAAGACGCCAAAGAGCAAGUACUAGCCAACCUCGCCAACUUCGCCUAUGAUCCCAGUAACUACCCGUAUCUGCGGCAGCUGCAGGUCCUCGAUUUAUUCCUCGAUUCCCUGUCGGAGGAGAAUGAAACCCUGGUGGAGUUUGCAAUUGGAGGCCUCUGUAACCUGUGCCCAGACAGGGCCAACAAGGAGCACAUCCUGCAGACGGGGGGUAUCCCACUCAUCAUCAACUGCCUGUCCAGUCCCAACGAGGAGACCGUGCUAUCUGCUGUCACGACGAUCAUGUACCUGAGCUCACCAGGCUCUGGCUCCCACCCUGAGCUGACUGCUAUGCCCGUGGUCCAGUGCAUGCUGCGCUUCUCUCUCUCGGCCAACACAAGGCUCCGGAACCUGGCCCAGAUCUUCCUGGAAGACUUCUGUUCCCCAAGCCAGGUGGCAGAAGCCCGCACCUGGCGGGCUCACUCCGCCCUGGGUAUCCCACUGCCAAGGAGUGAGGCCCCACAGCAGCCGUGAUCCAGGGAGACCUCAUAGUCAUGACGCCCUGACUGCUAGAGAUGAGGCCACUAUCCUAGUUGGGACUCAGGGAGCAGGAGCAGCCUGGCUCCCACUGAGCAUGUUCUCCCCAAAAGGUGCCCUCUCGGCUAUUUUAAAGGUGAGUUUUCUGAGCGUGACAGGUAUUUACACUAUGGUUGAGAGGCAUUGAGAGAGGAGGCCAGACUUUGAGACACGUGGAGGAGAGCAAAGGCAAUGCCAUUUCCAUAGGUUGGCACUCAACCAGCUGGAGAUCAAGCUCCUGCCCCCACCCCCACACCCCACUGCCAGGCUCUCAACCUCAUGGGAGAAGCAGCUGGGACCCUGGAUUCAGAGGCUUUACAGAAGGGGCUUUUCCUGAGGAGCGCUGGGCCUGGGAUUAGAAUUGCUUGUGCUUGAGGAACAGAAAUGAGAAGCCAGCUUGGGGCUCUGGGAAGGUGUCAUGCCCAUUCCAGGGCGACAGAGGCUAGGUACCUGCAUUGCAAGCUCUCCAGGUGGGUCCUGGCUAUGGUUGACCCCAACCUGGAGAACUCUGUGGCCCCGGAUCAACAGUUUAUCCCCACAGUCUAUCUGCCAGACACCAUAGGGUUUCAAAGAUGAAGAUGUGGUCUAUACUUUUCUUUCUUUCUUUUUUUUUUUUUUAAUUUAUUUUAGAGAAAGAAUGGGCAAGAAUAGGGGGAAGAGCAGAGGAAGAGGGACAAUCAGACUCUGAACCCAGCAGAGAGCCUGAUGCAGGGGCCCUAUCCCACAACCCCGAAAUCACGACCAGAGCCAAAACCAAGAGCUGGACGCCCAACCAACCAAGCCACCCCAGCGCUCCUACUCUUUAGUGAUGCAGCCCAUUGACUGUUAAGGUAGCCAUCAGGCGGUAAGACCACAGUUCUGAGGGUAAGGACACGCCAGAAUACAGGCAAAAACCCUUGAAGCUGUGUACUCUUCUUCCCUCAGCGCUCCAUGGCCUCAGCCUGAAAGUCCUGGUCCUCCUCCUCUGCCGUCAGGGUUGGGUCAAUGAGGGGAGGCCCUGCCCUGGAAGUCUUAGACUCAGGAGGGCUUCAGAAAUGCAAGGGUGGUGCUCGAGGGGGACAGAGGUCCAAAUACUAACAGAAGUGUGUGGCUUGGAGUCCACAGUGUACGUUGGUCAGCACAGGGGAAAUGGUAUGGACCCCCAUGGAAAGUUGGGGUUCAGGAGCAAUGGGGAGCUUCCUACACUCCCUCAAGGUUGACCUCUAACCUGGUCAAGGAGAAGCAGAUGCAGGAGAGAUGGUGUCUGUGGUUGUGGAGGUGGGGCAGGUUCUGGAGCCACUGGACUAAGGACAUGAGGAGGGAGGAGAAAGCCUUCUAUCAGCCUUUCUCCGGCUGCCCCUCCUAGGGCUCCUGUCCCUUUACUUUCCCAAAUAAAGGGCCUUUAAAGAG
Molecule: messenger RNA, 2299 nt
Organism: Ailuropoda melanoleuca (giant panda)
Lineage: Eukaryota; Metazoa; Chordata; Mammalia; Carnivora; Ursidae
Gene: ARMC7
Product: armadillo repeat containing 7
Exons: 3
Coding region: 272-868 (198 amino acids)
Molecular function (GO): protein binding
Source: RefSeq, a predicted model, not a curated record